UUGGCGAAGAUAAUCCACGUGUAGGAACAGGUUGCACGGCCUGUCCUGUAGAUGUCUCUCUCUGCAGCGGGAUGGAGACGCGGAGACGCGUGACGUCGCUGGGGUGAUGAUGAUCCGCUCCCUCAGAGCAAGAGUGAGUUUGGAGCGGGCACUGUGAAAUGCCUAACCAUCAUGUUGCCUGGAUAAUCACAAGAGGACGUCGGGAUAUCGAGGUAAGCGCAAGUCGUGUAGAGGGGGCGACCCCAAUCCGCCCGGCGUAUGUACGUGUGUGUAUUUAUUUAAGGUGUGUUAAUGCAGGCGUUACGAUCAAGAUCAAGGAGGCUGUACUUUUUACAAAUUUAGAUUAUUUUUGGAAUACCUUAAUUAUCCUCAUUUUGUGGCUCGGGUUUCAUCGAGGACUGUUGAUGUUUCAAAUUAAAAGCCCCCUCCCUAAAAAUACUCGGAUAAGUUUCGAACGUCUUGUCGGGAGGAUUUAAACUUUACUAUUUCUUAGUCUUCGUGUAGAGGAAUCCUCCCACGGUGGCUUUAUAAGAUAAGUUGGUCCACUCAAUGAGAGACAAUGGCACUAGACGUGCGCUCUAUAACGAUCCGCCGGUUUAGAGGCAGAGUGUGUGUAUGUGUGUGUGUGUGUGUGUGUGUGUGUGUGUGUGUGUGUGUGUGUGUGUGUGUGUGUGUGUGUGUGUGUGUGUGUGUGUGUGUGUGUGUGUGUGUGUGUGUGUGUGUGUGUGUGUGUGUGUGGUGUGUGUGUGUGUGUGUGUGUGUGUGUGUGUGUCUGAGUGCACCUGAUGCGCUCUGCUGUUGCUGCUAGUUGCUAGAGGAUGCAGCGUGGCAGCAUCACGGACUUCAGUAAGCGACUGUAGCCGCGCGGUUCGAGAUCGACGGCGCCUGAUGCGCGCGUGGACGACGACGACGGCGUCGAGGGUGCGAGUGGAUCAUUCGGCUCUGACCAAUCAUGGGCGUCCUUCAGCUGCACAACCCCACCCACCCCAGCGCCCUGCUGCAGCGCGCCAACCAAAUGCGGCUGUCGGGCACGCUGUGCGACGUCAUCAUCACGGUGGACGGCCAGGAGUUCCCGGCGCACCGCACCGUGCUGGCGUGCACCAGCAAGAUGUUUGAGAUCCUGUUCCACCGCAGCAGCCUGCGCUACGCCCUCGACUUCCUGUCGCCCAAGACCUUCCAGCAGAUCCUGGAGUACGCCUACACAGCCUCCAUGCAGGCCAGCGCCGAGGACCUGGACGACCUGCUGUACGCCGCCGAGAUCCUGGAGAUAGAGUACCUGGAGGAGCAGUGCCUGAAGGUGCUGGAGACCAUCCAGGCCGAGGACAGCCAGGAGGAGUCGGCGGGGGGCCGGAUCAACCAGCACCUCGGGCCGGAGCUCGGUGGCGGAGGAGGUGGAGGAGGUGGAGGAGGCGGAGGCGGCGGAGGCGGCGGAGGAGUCGACCAGGGCAGCCGAGCGAGGCACUGGAGGCACGUGCUGAUGUCCAAGAAGCAUUCCAUACAGGAGGGCGGGCGGGGCGGGGGCACCACCCCCACCGCGCUGCACCACCUGGCCCUCUACCACAUGGCCGAGAGGGGCAUGGCCGAGACGGACCCCCAGCACGAGGGCCCCGGCGCCGACCCCGCGGGGAAGGAGAUCCGCAUGGAGACGCUGAGCCCCCGAGGGCCCAGCCCCACCUCCAUCCAGAACCCCUUCAUGGACCCCGGAGCCCGGACCAUCAAGUCGGAGAGCAUGCAGGUGGACCACCCCGGCGGGACGGACCACCCCCCCAGGGACGAGGGCCCCGGGACCCCCCUGAGGGGCAGCGUGAUCACCAGCGCCCGGGAGCUGCACACGGGGCAGGACGAGGCAGGGCACUCCCCGGACGGGUACCCGGGGGCGGCCGAGCGGCACCUGGCCUCGCUGUACUCCGGCCUGGCCGGCGGGCACGAGGCGGGGCCGGGGCCCGUGUCCGUGGCGGUGGCCCCGGGGCUGGGCAUGCAGAUGGACCCCCGGGCCUACGGCGGGCUCCUGCACCAGGGCCUGCUGCACCGCGAGCUGCUGAGCCGGCUGGGCCAGUUCGCGGCGGGGAUGACGCGCGAGGGGCCGGCCCAGGGACAGCUGUGCUGCGGCGAGUGCGGGCUGCAGCUGCACAGCCGACAGGCGCUGGAGCAACACAGGCGGCUCCACAGCAGUGAUAAGGGCCACGGCUGUGAGUUCUGUGGCAAGCACUUCCAGGACAGCGUGCGGCUAAGGAUGCACAUGCUGUCUCACACAGCCCCCGCCGAGGCGCUGGUGUGUGAUCAGUGCGGAGCCACCUUCUCCUCCGAGGAGGCCCUUGAAGCCCACCGGCAGACACACACAGGGACCGACAUGGCGGUGUUCUGUCUGCUGUGCGCCAAACGCUUCCAGACCCAGAAGGCCCUGCAGCAGCACAUGGAGGUCCACGCGGGCAUGCACAGCUACAUCUGCAGCCACUGCGAGCGCUCCUUCCCCAGCCACACCACCCUGAAGCGCCACCUUCGCUCCCACGCGGCCGGAGACCACCCGUUCGAGUGCGAGUUUUGCGGGAGCUGCUUCCGGGACGACGGGACGCUGCGGGGCCACAAGCGCAUCCACACGGGGGAGAAGCCCUACGAGUGCAACAGCUGCGGGAAGCGCUUCAGCCUGAAGCACCAGCUGGAGACACACUACCGCGUGCACACAGGCGAGAAGCCGUUCGAGUGCAAGCUGUGUCACCAGCGUUCCCGGGACUACUCGGCCAUGAUCAAGCACCUGCGCACGCACAACGGCGCUUCACCCUACCAAUGCACCAUCUGCCAGGACUUCUGCCCCAGCCUGGCCGGCAUGCAGAAGCACAUGAAGGGGCACAAGCCGGAGGAUGUGCCCCCCGACUGGAGGAUAGAAAAGACUUACCUUUAUAUCUGCUAUGUCUGAGCGGGACUCAGACCUCACCUAGCACACUCACUCAGUCCCACACAUGCAGGUGUGUCUCACUCUCUCUCUCACUCUCUCUAUCUCUUUAUCUCUCUCACUCUUCCUCUCCCACCCCCUGUCUCUCUCUCAAUUGUUCUCUAUCUCUCCCCCUCUCUCUCCCUAUCACUCUCUUUCUCCUGAA
Molecule: messenger RNA, 3095 nt
Organism: Gadus morhua (Atlantic cod)
Lineage: Eukaryota; Metazoa; Chordata; Actinopteri; Gadiformes; Gadidae
Gene: zbtb16b
Product: zinc finger and BTB domain containing 16b
Exons: 7
Coding region: 953-2914 (653 amino acids)
Biological process (GO): regulation of transcription by RNA polymerase II
Cellular component (GO): nucleus
Molecular function (GO): protein binding; DNA-binding transcription factor activity, RNA polymerase II-specific
Source: RefSeq, a predicted model, not a curated record